AUGAUGGCAGGCAGGGGUGCGGGGGCAGCCAAGGGGACCAGGGGAACCUUGGGGCCGGGGCCAGUGUCGUUUGUGCUUAGCCACAGGGCGGAGCAGCGGUGGCCGCUGCCCGUGGGACCCUGCGUAGUGCCCCAUGACAGCGACACCGAGACCGACAGUGACUUCUUGACAGCAGCAGAAGACCGGGAGCCCAGUGCCCGGCCAGCCCUGCUGCGCCCAAAGUAGCUGGUGAUCCCCCUGCUGCCCCAUCCCCACUUGAGGAACCCGGAGCGCCCUGUGCCCACACACAUUCCACCCCCGCUGCUGUGACACCCCCAGCAUGGACCCCACCAGGCUGGGGCUGUGGAUCUCCCCUGGGUGGAGGCUCAGGCGGUGCAGGAGCUCCUGUAGAAGGCAGGGCACAGCCAGGAGAAGCCUGAGAGGGGCUCUGGAUCCCUCAUUGUUAUCCCCCUCCAGCUGCCCGACAAAGAUGUUGCCACAGGGCUGCUGCCGACCCCCCAGGACUACGAGGCCAUGCCCAUGGAGUUCGGGCUGGCCAUGCUGCAGGGUAUGUGCUGGAGUGCUGCUGUGACAGACACGCUGGAACUUCAGUAUGAACUGGCAUGCGAGGCAGCAAAAUGGGACCCCACUCUUGACAGUUUGCUGUCAUCUGGAGGGACAUGCAGUACAAUUGGAAUUGACUGCAUCAGAGGUGGAAGCACAGUCCCACCACUUUCUAUAGACUGA
Molecule: messenger RNA, 726 nt
Organism: Melospiza georgiana
Lineage: Eukaryota; Metazoa; Chordata; Aves; Passeriformes; Passerellidae
Gene: GPKOW
Product: G-patch domain and KOW motifs
Biological process (GO): mRNA splicing, via spliceosome
Cellular component (GO): spliceosomal complex
Source: RefSeq, a predicted model, not a curated record